UCCAUUUCAAGUGCAUAAUCCCUUGAAAUAUAUUAAUGGUGAGAGGAACGUUAGGUUUGCCAAACCAUUCCCUUUGCUUUGUAUUUUUUGUCCAUCUCUAAAAUGUCCGCAUCCUACAGAAGAAAUUCAAGCGCACCUGUUCUCCGAUCACCAUCGUCACCGCCAUCUUCCUAUUCAUCUUCCAGCUUCGCUACCACUUCCUUCCAUCGAUCCACGUCGUCUACAUCUGUCGCUGGAGAGGCGGUUAAACGGCAUAACCAACGGAAGAAGCGAACAUGUAUGUGCUCUCCGUCAACACAUCCCGGCUCAUUCCGGUGUAGACUCCACAAGAACUCUACCUCAUCCAAGACAUCCACAUCGAAUCGACAUAAUGUGCGGAGAUCUGCAAUGGCGAAUUCGCUUGUGAGAAUCAGCCGUCUUGAAGGAGAGCUUGUUAAGAGAGCGCUGGAAGCGCUGAUUCGGAGGUGUUCGUAUAACCAGCGCAGACGUUGCAAUUUCCAGCCAAGACCUAGCAGAUUCUCUGUCAUGUCUAAAGUUGAAGAAGUUGCAUGAAUCAUUCUAUGUCUACAUUGUUGAACAAUUCCGACAGAUAUAUCUUUGUUCUGUUUGUAGAUAAUUCGUAUUGAUAUUCAGAUUGUAGAGUAAGAUGCUGACAAAUUAUUAAUUUCUUGCAAAAUGUUGCAGCCUUUGAUGGCAAUCAGGUUCAAUUCUUUGAAUUUUGAUACCCUAGGAGAAUCAAGAGAAUCGUCUCGUGUAAAAAUUUGACAAAGCCUUUAAAAUU
Molecule: messenger RNA, 781 nt
Organism: Medicago truncatula (barrel medic)
Lineage: Eukaryota; Viridiplantae; Streptophyta; Magnoliopsida; Fabales; Fabaceae
Exons: 1
Coding region: 103-552 (149 amino acids)
Source: RefSeq, a predicted model, not a curated record